AUGCUUGUUUUGGGGGCGGAGCGGUUACGACUAGACAUGAACCGCUUGCUUGCGUUACUUUUCCACCAAGGGGUGCUCGAUGAGCAGUUCUUGCAGCUUCAGCAACUGCAAGACGAGUCCUCUCCGAACUUCGUAUACGAGGUUGUUAACAUUUAUUUCCACGAGUCCGAGAAGCUGUUGAGGAAUCUUCGAGGAUUGUUGCUGGAUAAGGAGUUCUCGGAUUACAAGAAGAUGGGAAUACAUUUAAAUCAAUUUAUAGGAAGCAGCUCAAGCAUUGGUGCCAAAAGGGUCAGAGCUGUAUGCGUCGCCUUUCGCGCUGCUUCUGAGCAGAAUAACAGAGCUGGGUGUUUGAGAGCGUUGGAGUUGCUAGAACAUGAGUACUGUUAUCUCAAGAACAAACUCCGCGAACUCUUCCAGAUGGAACAACAGCGAGUAUUAGCAGCUGGAGUCAGGUAUCCAAUGCAGAAUUGAAAACAGGCAAUUUUAGCAUCGGAAAAUGAAGCCAGAAGAAAAGGGGUUGACAGGCGAAUCACACAAAUACUAUUCACCUGCAUUUAAUGUUAGGGGUGCUGUUUUUCGAAAAUGGUCUUGUUUGUAGUGUGGAU
Molecule: messenger RNA, 605 nt
Organism: Coffea arabica (coffee)
Lineage: Eukaryota; Viridiplantae; Streptophyta; Magnoliopsida; Gentianales; Rubiaceae
Source: RefSeq, a predicted model, not a curated record